UUGGAGCCUGCUGUUUAGCUCUGUAGUUCAUGCUCUAAUAAAAAAUUAUUUUUUUCAUUAAAAAAAUCACAUCAACCCAAAGAACUAAAAUCAAAAAAUCAAAAACAAAAAGUGAAAAUUGUAAUAUUUAAACUGUUUUUUUGGCCGUCAGUUGAAUUUAACGUGGGUCUGGAGUCCGGAACAGAUAGAGAGAGACUUCAGGAAAAAAAAAAAAAGAAAACAAAAAGAAGACUGUUGAAUAGUUGUCUGACUUUGAUCCCAUCUACCCACAACCUUUUCAGCUGUUCUGUUACGUAAAAAAGUUGUCUGGGUUUUUUGUUUUUGAUCUUGUCUUUGGAUUCGCUGCAUGUUUCAGAUCUUUGGUGUGGUUGUGAAGCCGAAGCUAUGGUGUUUUAAUCAGAUUCAGCCUUGAGAUUUAAGGCCUUGAUUUUUGGAAGCCACAGCUACAUAAUCAGCAGAGUAUUACUGUCAGAAAUCUUCAGAACGGAUAUUAUAAUUGAGCUGGCUUUUGCUCUCUAAUUGAAAAAAUGUCAUUUCGUAGCAUAGUUCGUGAUGUGAGGGAUAGUUUUGGGAGCUUGUCUAGGCGGAGUUUUGAUGUUAGACUGAUGGGGCAUCACAGAAGAAAAUCUCAUGGUUCUUUACAUGAUUUGCAUGAUGAGCCUCUUGUAAAUCAGAACAGCCAUUGGGCUAAUCUCCCUCCAGAGCUGCUUGUUGAUGUGAUCAAGAGGUUGGAAGAGAGUGAGAGCACGUGGCCUGCUCGAAAGAAUGUUGUUGCAUGUGCAUCAGUUUGUCGAUCAUGGAGAGUCAUCUGCAAAGAGAUUGUUAAGAAUCCUGAAUUCUGUGGGAAGCUUACUUUCCCAUUGUCCCUUAAGCAGCCUGGGCCACACGAUGGAACCAUCCAGUGUUUCAUUAAAAGGGAUAAAUCUAAAUUAACAUAUCACCUCUUUCUGUGUCUUAGCCUUGCCUCGCUAGUUGAAAAUGGGAAAUUCCUUCUUUCUGCAAAAAGAACACGCAGGACUACUUCUACCGAGUAUAUUAUUUCUAUGAAUGCCGACAACAUUUCAAGAUCAAGCAGCAGUUACAUUGGAAAGCUGAGGUCAAACUUCCUCGGCACAAAAUUCAUAAUAUAUGACACCCAGCCUGGCUAUACCUCUGCUCAUGUUCCUCCACCAGGCCGAACAAGUCGAAGAUUUUAUUCCAAGAAAGUUUCCCCGAAAGUCCCUACUGGCAGCUACAACAUUGCUCAGAUUACUUAUGAACUAAAUGUCCUUGGGACCCGGGGCCCACGAAGGAUGCAUUGCAUCAUGCAUUCUAUUCCUGCCUCAGCUCUUGACGCAGGUGGUUGUGUCCCUGGCCAGCCAGAGCUUCUUCGCCACCCUUUGGAGGACUCAUUCAGGAGCAUUUCCUUUUCAAAGCCUCUUGAUCAUUCUGUUGAGUUCAGCAGCUCUCAAUUUUCAGAAAUCGGUGUGUCUCAUGAUGAUGAUGAGGAUGGGAAAAUGAAACCCUUGAUCCUCAAAAACAAGGCCCCUAGAUGGCAUGAGCAACUACAGUGUUGGUGCCUGAAUUUCCGGGGCCGAGUAACGGUCGCAUCUGUUAAGAACUUUCAGUUGAUUGCUGCCACACAACCAGCAGCUGGUGCACCCACCCCAUCUCAGCCUUCCCCACCUGAUGUUGAUAAGAUAAUCCUUCAGUUUGGCAAGGUUGGCAAAGAUUUGUUCACCAUGGAUUACCGAUAUCCCCUAUCUGCAUUUCAGGCUUUUGCAAUCUGCCUGAGCAGCUUCGACACGAAAUUAGCUUGUGAAUAGAAUGAUAAUUGUGGCCAACAAAACA
Molecule: messenger RNA, 1830 nt
Organism: Durio zibethinus
Lineage: Eukaryota; Viridiplantae; Streptophyta; Magnoliopsida; Malvales; Malvaceae
Product: tubby-like F-box protein 8
Molecular function (GO): protein binding
Source: RefSeq, a predicted model, not a curated record